CGGUGGUGGUUGCCUUCUUCGUGUGCUCUUCUGCGCCUCGUUCUGCACGUUUUUCGGUCUCCGUUCGCUGCGUCAAGAGAGCAGCUAUUCAUGAUGGCAGAAAGGAAUUUGGAUCGGGUGAGUGUGAGCAGUCAAGAUAGUCAGGACCACUUGACUGGAUCACUCCAUUUGGACAACUCUGUAGCAUUCCAUCGACUAGCCAAAAAUCGUACAUUAAGUGAACCUCUUAUUGACUGCAAUGACAUUGAAUCGUCCUAUCGUGAUACAUCACCGGUGAUUCGUUUCACUCGAAGUGUUGACUCUCAGUUAGGUCGACUGAGUCGAACAAGCAUGCCAAGUGCUCUGAUAGGACAAGGAAGAGCAAAAACUGCACAAGAGCGUUACAUUGAUGCCUCAGUCUAUAUUCAAGAAGGUGAAGACAAUGACAAGUUUACAACACACCCAACUACACAAGGUGCAAUGACUGGAUAUCGUCUCAUCCACAACCAUGUGGCUUGGACAUUGGACCUUAUUGCAUCGAUUUUGAUUUUGGUCAUAUCAAUUGCUGAAUACCCAUCUGUCUUUUUGGAGAAAGAUACGUUUAAUUUUUCUAGUCAUGAGUCAACACACUACUUGGAUGACUUUUAUCUGCCUUUUCACACAGUCAUUGAAGUUGCCUGUCUCUCUGUUGUACUUGUAUUGCUUCUUUUCAGGAUGAAAUGGAUGGGAGUGAGGCAUUUCUUUCGGCAUUUCCGCUCAGUCUUGAAGCUGUUUCUCAUUGGUAUCAUGUACGUUGAGGUCAUUGUUAUAUUGAUCAGAUUUCGCAAUCACAUUCGUGUUUUUCGUGCUCUCCGUCCCGUAUUCUUGCUUGACAGUCAUUAUUGUCGUGGAGUUCGCCGUAUGGCCCGACAGAUUUUGCAGUCUAUGCCCCCAAUUCUGGAUAUGAUGUUACUCCUUAUAGCAUUUAUCCUUGUAUUUGCUCUAUUUGGGUAUUUUCUGUUCAUUGAUGCCAAGAACAGCAUUUAUUUUGUCGAUCUUUGGACAUCAUUUGUCAGUUUAUUUAUUCUUCUUACUACGGCGAACUUUCCCACUGUCAUGAUGCCUGUCUAUUCUGAGUAUUGGUGGGCUCCAAUUUUCUUCAUUGCUUUCCUUUGUAUCGGACUGUAUUUGAUCAUGAAUCUUCUUUUGGCUGUUGUUUACAGCACAUUUAGCACAUUUGAAAAAGAAAAAUUUCGAAAAUUGUUUUUGCAUAAACGAGAGGCUCUCUGCCGAGCAUUUGAUGUCAUACACGGCUCCCAGAAUAUGAAUUUCGAGCAGUUUUCUGGACUAAUGAAAGUCCAUAAACCACAUUGGAACAACUGGCGAGUGCUUUGCUGUUUUAAAGCCCUUGACAAAGACAACAGCAAUAGUCUUUGCCUCCAAGAAUUUCUUCACUUUUAUGAAGUCAUUAACAUGAAAUGGAUACAAUACAGUGAUCUGGAGGGUGAGGCUCGAUGGUAUAGCUGGAUUAAAACAAAGAGAAUUCGUAAAUUUUUCCGGGGAAUAACCAUAUUUGUUGAGCAUAAAAUUUUCAAAUACAUCAUCAACUUUUCUUUGAUCUGCUUUGGCAUAUUUCUCAUCUACGUGGCAGCUGAAACAGGAGCGCAGCCAGAGUCUGUCAAUGUGAUAGUAAAUGGCACAAAUGUCUCUCUAGGUGGCAGAUGUAUCUACCUUAAUAAAGAGAACACUGUGUACUGGAUCAAUGUCUUUUUCCUUGCUUUGUAUUCCAUUGAAGCUGUACUAAAGCUGGUUGGACUUGGUUUGAUCCCUUACUUCAGUCAUGCAUGGAAUGUGUUUGAUUUCCUUUGUGUGUUGCUCUCAGCUGUUGGCAUGACAGUUGACCUUGCCAAUUACAAGUCAUUGCCUCUUUACGAAGCGUGUUCAGAUGGACACAGUGCAAAAGAUUGGUUGCGAUAUGUUCUUUAUGCUCGAGUUAUUCGACUGUUCAGACUCUUUCAGAUCAAGCAACGAUAUCGAGAUGUGCUCGGUACGCUGUUUGCGCUAUUGCCUCGGAUGUUCAAUGUGGGAUUGCUCAUCAUUUUGCUUUACUUCUUCUUUGCUAUCAUUGGCAUGGAAUGCUUUUCUUUCCUGCUUUACCCUGGUUGUUGCACAAAAUACUGGACACCAGGAUUCGAUGUGCAAUCAAAUUACAAUGGCAAUACCACAUAUCCUGAUCAACACACGUAUUUCUUGAACAACUUCAACAACAUUCUUCGUUCUUAUGUACUUCUGUUUGAGCUCAUGAUUGUCAAUAACUGGUAUAUCGCUAUGAAUGCAGUGACAGCAGAGUCUGGAACUCAGUGGACAAGACUGUACUUUAUGAUCUUUUUCAUUGUCUCUGUCAUUAUCGUAGCCAUCGUCAUCUCAUUCAUCUUGGAUGCUUUUCUAUUCAGGAUGGAGAGCUAUGAUAACGCUCGAGGUCAAGUAUUUGGUGAAGGGGUCGACACAAAAGAUGUUUAUAUUUCAAAAGAUGAAUAUCAGCAAUUUUGUCAGAAAUUGCCAAAUCUGAUUAAUGAAAAUGGCUCAUGGAUGCAUUUGCGAUACAAGGGAAAGAGGAAGAAAACCAAGGCUGAUUUCCGUCUGCAGAUGUAUGCAGAUGAGGCGAAAGAGUGGGCAGUCGAGCAGGAUGCUAUACUUGAACGAGAGAGAUCUACUGCUGCAACCAGAGGCCCAUUGGCAACUUUGACACAUGAUCGUAUGCUGCCGGAUGGCCCAGAUCUUGUAGAGAAUCACUUUUCCAAUGACUUAAGUGUUAGCGUCCAACCUGCUUCUGUAGUACAGACAGAAUGAGUUUAGCUAAGGAGGAAGUUACUGUCAUUGUCGACUUGGUAAUCUAUUGUUAUUGCAGACAUUCUAGAAUUGUUUUUAAACAGUGUAUAUAUACAUCUAUGUUUUCUAUAAAGCUAACGUGUACUAUUGAGUGGAACUCUGUCUGUGUAGGUCAUCAAAUCAAUUUCACUGAUUUCAGAUAAACAAUUUGUUGAUUGACCAUGAACUAAUCAUUACCCAUGCAUACACUGGUGAGGCAAUCGCCUC
This is a messenger RNA of Corticium candelabrum, 3054 nucleotides long. RefSeq names its product two pore channel protein 1-like. Gene Ontology annotation, cellular component: endosome membrane; lysosomal membrane. The record is from RefSeq and is a predicted model, not a curated record. The coding region runs from base 91 to 2808 and encodes 905 amino acids. Gene Ontology annotation, molecular function: calcium ion binding; voltage-gated channel activity; monoatomic ion channel activity. Lineage: Eukaryota; Metazoa; Porifera; Homoscleromorpha; Homosclerophorida; Plakinidae. Gene Ontology annotation, biological process: monoatomic ion transport; transmembrane transport. The transcript has 2 exons.